AUGUCAUUAGUUGAAGAAGAUGAACAUGAAGAUAAUGUAUAUUAUUUAAAUCUAGAGAUGUAUGUAUUAUUAUUAUAAUAAUUAAAUUUUACGUAUUUGUUUGUACUGUAUUCUCUAACAGUUUCAAGUGUACCAGAUCCAAGUAUAAAUGAAGAUAAACAAUUAUUAAAAGAAUUUAAAGAAACAAAUAUAGAUUCCAUUAUAUGGAAUUCAAUAAUUUUAACUAGUUUAAAUAAAAUGUAUGGGUUAAUUGGAGAAUCGUCACCUUUUGAAAUACCAACUAUAAUAGACUCCAAAUCAAUUAUACUUAAAAUACAAAUUGAAGAUUUUGAAAAGUUUAAUAAUUCAUUUAUUAGUUAUAUAUUCAAUUUAUCUAAAUUCUAUUCGGCAUUAAAUAUAAAUUGUCAAAUUAGAAUCAAUAAAUUCAAUAAAUGA
This is a messenger RNA of Insectozyma verbasci, 435 nucleotides long. Lineage: Eukaryota; Fungi; Ascomycota; Pichiomycetes; Serinales; Debaryomycetaceae. The record is from the annotation of a GenBank genome assembly.